AUGAGCAGCAGCGGCAGGAAGAUCAAGAUCGUCGCCUUCUCCGGCGCUCUCCGCAAGAGCUCGGCCAACGCCGGACUGGUGCGCGCGGCCGCCGAGCUGGCCAAGGGCGUCGACGGCAUCGAGUUUGAAGUGGUCACCGACCUCAUCGGCCAGCUGCCGCUCUACGACGGCGACAUCGAGACCGAGGGCUUCAAGGGCGUCGUCAAGCAGUGGCGCGAGGUCAUCCGAUCGGCCGACGCGCUGCUCAUCGCCACGCCCGAGUACAACUACAGCAUUCCCGGCACCCUCAAGAACGCCAUCGAUUGGGCGUCGCGGCCCGACGACCAGACCUACUCGUCGUUCCCCACCUUCGACAAGCCGGUCGCCAUCAUGGGCGCCGGUGGCGGCAUGGGCACGAGCCGGGCGCAGUAUCACUUGAGGCAGGUGGGCGUCUACCUCAACUGGCACUUCGUCAACCGACCGGAGGUCAACGUCAACCUGUGGGGCGGCAAGCAGAUCGCCGACUCCGACGGCAACCUCAUCGACGACGCCACCCGAGGCCAGGUGAAGGCGCUGCUGGACGCGCUGGUCGAGUGGACCAAGCGACUCAACGCCGGCAAGUUCGGAGCCGGAGCGAGCGCCGAAGCUAAGGAGAGCAACAAGACCGAUAGCGACAGCGGCAAGAAGGAGAAGAAGGCCAAGAAGGAGAAGAAGGAAAAGAAGGCCAAGAAGGAGAAGAGCUCGCAAUAA
Molecule: messenger RNA, 729 nt
Organism: Acanthamoeba castellanii str. Neff
Lineage: Eukaryota; Discosea; Longamoebia; Acanthamoebidae
Product: NADPHdependent FMN reductase domain containing protein
Exons: 3
Coding region: 1-729 (242 amino acids)
Cellular component (GO): cytosol
Molecular function (GO): oxidoreductase activity; FMN binding
Source: RefSeq, a predicted model, not a curated record